GUGUGGUUUGUAGCAUUUGCAUCACCAGCGCUCGUUGCUCCAGUUUGUCCGAAUGGCUUCUACUGAGCCCUUUUCAGUAGUAAUAGUCGGCGGAGGCCUUGUUGGGUCAUUGGCUGCCGUAUUCUGUGCUAAACGUGGGUGGAAGGUUGAUUUGUACGAGUUGCGAAAAGAUCCCCGAGAAGAUGCUUCACAGUCUGGUCGAUCUAUUAAUUUGGCGUUGUCAGUCCGUGGAAUAUCCGCGUUGAGGGCUGCCGGUGUAGAAGAGAAAAUACUGAACAAUAUGAUACCAAUGAAAGGAAGAAUGAUUCAUACAAGAGACGGAAAACUGUCUUCGCAGCCGUAUGGGAUUUUUGGAGAGUGCAUCAAUUCCGUGGAUCGCAUGCUGAUGAACAAACACUUGCUGGAUUCUGUGGAAACACUGCCUAAUGUCAAGUUGCAUUUCGAGCAUGAUUUGAAGCAGUGUGAUUUUGAUGCGCGCAAGGCAGUAUUUGCCCGAAAGGAUGGAUCAUCCAUUACGGUCCAUGCGGACUUGAUUAUAGGAGCCGAUGGCGCUCACUCACGAACACGACAGCAGCUUAUGCGCAGAACUCGUGUAAACUUUUCCCAGAGCUACAUUGACCACGGAUAUGUCGAGUUGACCAUUCCUCCAACCCAAGAUGGCGAUUAUGCGAUGGAUGCCCAUCACCUUCACAUAUGGCCUCGACAAACAUUCAUGAUGAUUGCCCUGCCGAACCUCGACAAGUCGUUCACUGUCACGUUAUUCAUGCCGUGGUCUAAAUUCGAAGCCAUAAAGACGGAGGAGGACCUAGUGACGUUCUUUGAAGAGACGUUCCCGGAUUCAGUGCCGCUGAUGGGUCAGAAGUUACUGGUCCAGGAGUACUUUAAGAAUUCCAAAGGUAGCCUAAUUCAGAUUAAGGCGCGACCCUACCAUUUCCGGGACCGCGUGGUUGUGAUAGGGGAUGCAGCACACGCCAUGGUACCUUUCUACGGACAAGGAAUGAACUGUGGAAUGGAGGACUGUAUCGUGCUUGAAUCGAUUUUAACGAAACAUUGUGGAUUGCCUUCCUCCGGUCGACGUCCUAGCGCAGACACGCUGGCAGCCGCUUUGGAAGAGUAUACAAACACACGUAACCCAGAUGUGGAGGCCAUGUGUGACCUGGCAAUGUACAAUUACAUUGAGAUGCGAUCGUCCGUAACCAAGGCAGGAUACAUCUUCCGUAAGACUGUUGAAGGCUGGCUACAUAGGCUGAUGCCUACCGUCGUGAUUCCCUUGUAUACCAUGGUCUCCUUUACGCGUAUCCCAUACGCGGAAGCAAUGCGCCGUUGGGAAAGGCAGAGCAAGUGGUUCGAUCUUGCGCGGUGGAUAGGGGAAUUGGUGGCUAUAUCGACUGUGGUGGGGGCUGGAUUGUACUGGGGAGCUCGGUGGAGGGGGGUCCGUGAGUUACUCUGGCGACAAAAUUAAUAUUAUCUAAAAUAAAUAGUUUACCAUUGAAGAUAACUUACUGUACGUAGGUCGACGUGGCAUUUUGGCUGCGUGAAACAGCACUGGUAGCACUGGUGAACAAUAACGUAUUCCAAGGUUGGCGUUCUUGUUCUAG
Spizellomyces punctatus DAOM BR117 is the source of this 1598-nucleotide messenger RNA. Its product is annotated as kynurenine 3-monooxygenase. Gene Ontology annotation, molecular function: FAD binding; NAD(P)H oxidase H2O2-forming activity; kynurenine 3-monooxygenase activity. The record is from RefSeq and is a predicted model, not a curated record. The coding region runs from base 53 to 1462 and encodes 469 amino acids. NCBI's taxonomy places the organism in Eukaryota, Fungi, Chytridiomycota, Chytridiomycetes, Spizellomycetales, Spizellomycetaceae. Gene Ontology annotation, biological process: L-tryptophan catabolic process; quinolinate biosynthetic process; NAD+ metabolic process. The transcript is spliced from 7 exons. Gene Ontology annotation, cellular component: mitochondrial outer membrane.